AUGACUCAUCACAACGACGGCGUUUCCAUUCAACCAAUGUUCGAAGCAGCCGCCGUUAAUCACCGAAUUCCAUCGCCUGUCUUGCCGGAAGAACUCAUCAACGAGAUUCUUUUGAGGCUUCCGGUGAAGCAUCUCCUUCAAUUUAAGUGUGUCUGCAAAUCAUGGAAAACCCUAAUCUCCGAUCCCCAAUUUGCAAAGAACCAUCUUCGAAUCCCAAGCUUGACCAACCAAAAAUUGGUGUUUUUCGUUGCGAAAGAACCCAAUAAAAUGGUAUCUUACCCUUUGAAGCAAUUAUUGGAAAACUCAUCAAUCCCUGUUAAACCAGAUAGCGUCCGCUACAUGAAAAUUCACAAGUAUUGUAUUAUAGGUUCAUGUAAUGGGCUCUUGUGUCUGUAUUAUAAAUGUCAACGUCGUGUCAGACUGUACAACCCUUCUAUCAGAUUCCAAUCCAAAAAAUCUCCACAAGCUGUUUCGCACGAUUGGAGGAUCAAGCAAUUUGGCUUUGGAUAUGAUCAUGUUAAUGACAAGUACAAGCUGCUUGUAAUUGCACAAAAUAGGGAUGAUCUUAGUCAAUCUUUGACCAAAAUUUAUACAUUUGGUGAAAAUCUUUGGAAAACCAUUCCCAAUUUCUCCCUUACACCUAUUAACUCUUUACAUUGGUUAGGAAAAUUUGUGAGUGGCACUUUGAAUUGGAUAGUUUGUGGUUUUAGUUCUAAUCAAAAUUCAAUUCUUUCCUUUAAUGUGGAGAAGGAGACUCACGAAGAAAUGUUGCUGCCUCAAAAUGAUGAUGUCAAUGUGCAUACACGAAAGCCGUAUGUAUUGGGUAAUUACCUUUGUGUCUUUGACAUUUAUUUCACUAUAAAACAUCAAUGCGAUGUGUGGUUGAUGAAAGAGUUCGGUGUUGCUGAAUCAUGGACUAAACAGAUUCUCAUCACUAGUGAGAAUCAAACUUCUUUUGUUGAACCCUUUUUCAUUUUAGACAAUGGUGGUGCUCUUCUUCUGGCAAACAAAUUGUCUUCCCAAAUUAUCCUAUAUAACUUAAAUAAUGCUGGGUUGGAUUAUCCCUUGAUAACUGGUACAACGGGAUUCAAACCACAUACUACUCUACAUAUCCAUCGGGAGAGUUUGGUAUCACCGCAAUGGUAA
Molecule: messenger RNA, 1146 nt
Organism: Lathyrus sativus (Indian pea)
Lineage: Eukaryota; Viridiplantae; Streptophyta; Magnoliopsida; Fabales; Fabaceae
Source: the annotation of a GenBank genome assembly